Messenger RNA from Dufourea novaeangliae, 1572 nucleotides. Its product is annotated as thiamine transporter 2-like. Gene Ontology annotation, molecular function: vitamin transmembrane transporter activity. NCBI's taxonomy places the organism in Eukaryota, Metazoa, Arthropoda, Insecta, Hymenoptera, Halictidae. The coding region runs from base 38 to 1546 and encodes 502 amino acids. The transcript has 7 exons. Gene Ontology annotation, biological process: transmembrane transport; vitamin transport. The record is from RefSeq and is a predicted model, not a curated record. Gene Ontology annotation, cellular component: plasma membrane.
CAACAAAAUUAAACUUCGCGUUCAGUGCUGACAAUUGAUGGUAAAACAUGAUCUCAGAGUGAAGUUAAAAAGAACAGAAUACAUUUUAAGAGCUAUUAAUAUGAAGUGGAUAAUAAUUUCAUGUAUUUUGUGUGUAUUUGGUUGUUUCAAAGAGUUUAGACCCUCAGAAUCUUUUGUCACUGAUUAUUUAACUGGCCCAUGGAAAAAUUUUACAGAUGUUCAAGUUAAUCAAGAUAUUUUUCCUAUUUCUACAUACUCCUACUUUGCAACUUUGAUUGUUGUAUUUUUGAUAACAGACUUUGUACGAUACAAGCCUAUUAUUAUAUUAUGUGGUCUUUCUGGUACCAUUACAUUUCUUCUAAUUAUAUUUGGAAAGGAUGUCCUGACCCUGCAAAUUGUGGAAUUUUUUUAUGGCCUGUUUUUAUCCACAGAAGUAGCAUACUACACAUACAUUUAUGCUACAGUUGAUAAAAAACAUUAUCAAGAAGUAACUAGUCAUACAAAAGUAGCGUCUCUGUUAGGCCGUUGUUUGGCUGGCAUUGUCGCACAAUUAACAACUUCUCUUGAUCUAUUAAAUUAUCAUCAAUUAAAUUAUCUUACAUUGUCAGCUAUUGCAUUUGCAACAAUUUGGGCAUUCUUUUUACCUUCUGUUGGUCAGUCCAUUUAUUUUCAUAGAAAAAGCAAUGAUCGUGAUUCAGAAAGCAGUUAUGGAACUAUAGCAUCGCAACAGCGGACUGUAAUUGCUGUAAAUGAAAUACCACAUAUAUUUGAACAUCAUGUUGAGUAUGCUUCUUCCAAUACAAAGGUUUCAAUAUUGCAUAAAGUAAAACAAGCUUAUGUUCUACUAUGGAAAGAUUUUUUAGAAGCAUACUCGAAUUGGCAUGUAUUGAAGUGGUCAAUAUGGUUGUCUUUUUCAACUUGUGGGUAUUUGCAAAUUAUUAGUUAUAUACAGUUACUUUGGCAGACUGCUGUAUUACCUCAAGCUGAGAUCUAUAACGGAGCUGUAGAUUCUCUUUAUACAAUUAUAGGUACAAUUACUGUAUUUUGUGUUGGAAAAGCACCAUUUAAUUGGUCCUUAAUAGGAGAUAUAGUAGUAUCGAUUAUGUCAUUUAUGAAAGGCAUUUUGUUAGUGAUCUCCUCGUACAGUUGCAACAUUUGGCUGUUAUACGCUGUUUACAUAGUAUUUGGAAUUAUUUAUCACACAAUGUUUACCGUUGCAAGUUUUGAAAUUGCAAAGUAUAUAUCCGAGGACAGUUAUGGUUUAAUAUUUGGUGUAAAUACUUUUUUCGCACUGUUAUUACAAAGUAUAUUAACAGUUAUUGUAGUGAAUGGAAACUUAGGAAUAGAUCUCCGAUCUCAGUACCUUAUCUAUGGUGGUUAUUUUAUUGUGAUAGCAAUCCUGUACAUAAUAAUAGGUAUUUUUAAUAUUGUACGUCAUUUCAAGAGAGGUAAAGCAUUCAAUAUAUGGGCAAAGAGUGAGAGUGUUACAACAGGUGUGCAAUCUGAAGACGAAGAGAAGUCCUCGAAGUCACCAAGUCCUAGUUGAGACUGUAGUAACUACUUCUCUAUAAA